Messenger RNA from Aspergillus tanneri, 2079 nucleotides. RefSeq lists its product as uncharacterized. Gene Ontology annotation, cellular component: cytosol; cytoplasm. The transcript is spliced from 5 exons. Bases 1 to 2079 code for a protein of 692 amino acids. Lineage: Eukaryota; Fungi; Ascomycota; Eurotiomycetes; Eurotiales; Aspergillaceae. Gene Ontology annotation, molecular function: molybdopterin molybdotransferase activity. The record is from RefSeq and is a predicted model, not a curated record. Gene Ontology annotation, biological process: Mo-molybdopterin cofactor biosynthetic process; molybdenum incorporation into molybdenum-molybdopterin complex.
AUGGCAGAGACGACCCUCAGACCAGCAAUUCUGAUUGUGUCGGACACUGCCUCCCAGAAUCCCUCGUCGGAUCGAGUAGCCGACACUCUUACGGCGGUGUUCUCAUCUGAAGGUUCGAGCAGCUGGGAGAAACCCGCCAUUAAGAUCGUGCCUGAUGAUGUGUCGAGUAUCCAACGAACCAUCUGCAAUUGGACAGAUGGUCCGGACUAUACGAAUUUGGUUCUUGUAAGCGGUGGUACGGGAUUUGCGGUGAAGGAUAAUACUCCAGAAGCUGUAUUUCCUCUCAUCCAUCGUCAUGCAUCCGGACUUGUACAUGGCAUGUUAGCAUCUUCUUUGAAAGUCACUCCAUUUGCAAUGAUGUCCCGCCCUGUUGCAGGAGCCAAGGAAAACCUCGAGGCAGUAAUUAAAAUGCUUCCCCACGCGUGUAUCCAAGCGGCUGGCGCGAACUCCCGGGAGAUUCAUGCUGGCGGUGUUAAAAAGCUGGAGAUUGAUGCAGGCAUCUCUUCCGGGAGCAACCAGAUAGAACCCCAACCAGGACAAUCCCAUGCUCACCACCACCAUCAUCAUGACCACUCCCAUGGUCAUGGACAUGUCGUCCCGAAAGCGCACACCUCCCCAUCGGAGAGGCCGAACUCGAAUGAUCCGAAUGCCGGACCAAAUCGGCGCUAUCGCUCGUCGCCAUACCCGAUGCUUUCUGUGGAUGAAGCACUCCAAUUGAUCAGUAAACAUACGCCCGAUCCCGUGGUUGUCGAAGCCCCAGUUACUACCAGUUUAGUUGGAUCCGUUAUUGCAGAAGAUGUAUACGCCGGAGAGGCGGUGCCAGCGUAUCGAGCUAGCAUUGUUGACGGGUACGCUGUGAUCGCCCCCGAGUCGCCUGAUGUUGGUCCCACUAUAAAAGGGGUUUUUCCUGUGGCGUCAGUAACCCACGCGAAUCCAGGAGGUAGCCUGGCGCCACUUGAGCCAGGAACUAUUGCAAGGAUAACGACAGGAGCUCCUCUUCCACCAAAUGCCAACGCCGUUGUUAUGGUUGAAGACACAGUGUUGAUCUCGUCAACUCCCGAUGGUAAAGAAGAAGCAACCGUGGAGAUCCUCACUGGUGACAUAAAACCCAACGAGAACGUACGCGAACCAGGUAGUGAUGUCGUGUUGGGAUCCAAAAUUCUUCGGAAAGGAGACUUGGUCACCUCUGUUGGAGGAGAGAUCGGUCUUCUAGCAGCGACAGGGACCAAGACAGUCAAGAUAUUCAAAAAGCCCUGCGUAGGUGUUCUGAGCACUGGGGACGAGCUGGUGGAACAUGACGACCUAAGAAAGCUCUACGGGGGCCAAAUCCGGGACUCUAACCGGCCAUCUCUUCUAUCCUGCCUUGGUUCCUGGGGCUUUCCCACAGUUGAUCUUGGAAUCGCUCGGGAUACCCCGGUAGGGGAACUCGAACACAAUCUAAGAAAUGCUCUCCGGGGAGUGGGAAAAUCCAACACCAGUGUUGAUGUGAUUGUCACCACGGGGGGUGUAUCGAUGGGAGAGCUUGACCUGCUCAAACCCACUAUUGAGCGUUCCCUCGGCGGUACAAUCCACUUUGGUCGAGUCUCCAUGAAGCCAGGCAAACCGACAACAUUCGCGACGAUCCCAUUCAAGGCCUCAUCAUCGACACAGUCAGAGCAGCAAGAGCGCGAGAGCAAGCUCAUUUUCUCCCUCCCCGGAAAUCCCGCCUCGGCCUUGGUAACCUUGAAUCUGUUCGUGCUUCCUUCCCUACACAAGCUGAUGGGAAUGGGCCAAAGAGAUGUCCCUACUGGUGUUCACCCGGCUCUUGGGCUACCUCUGGUAUCUGUCUGCCUGGCACAUUCGUUCCCACGCGACCCCAAGCGCACCGAGUACCACCGUGCCAUUAUAACAGGGUCUCGGACUGACGCACGGCUGUACGCUUCAAGCACGGGGCUGGAAGGUGUUGGCCAGCGAAGCUCGAGGGUUGGAAGCCUUGCGAGCGCGAACGCACUAUUAGUACUUCAGCCUGGGAACGGGAUACUCGAAAAGGGUACUUUGGUGGAGGCAUUGAUGCUAGGAGCUGUCGCUGCCGAAAGCUAG